GAGCGAGUUGUACGGUAGUGCGGUGAAAUCGCUCGCCCCGGGUUGAACGACUCCUGUCGGUGCGGUAUUUUGAAAAUUUUUCGUUAAAAAAAAAAAAACCGCGAUCGAAUUCGGUGAAACGACAUGUCGGUCUGAUCCUCGUUCGAUACCCCAAAAAUCGCGGAUCUUGCGGUGGAACUGUUUUUAAAAUUUUGUGCGUUUUUUUUUUCUCCGCUCCUCAUCUUCGUACACGUCAGGUUUUAAAGAGUGAGUCGAAAAGGAAUGUCGAGACCGGGAAGCAUCAAGGAUGGGGAAAAGGGACCCUACGAUCCCGUUCCCACUUCCGCCGACGGAGGUGGCGACGAGAUCAAGCUCGAGGCGAAGAUGUCUCUCCUGAACGGAGUCACCGUGAUCGUUGGAUCGAUCAUUGGCUCCGGCAUCUUCGUCAGUCCAGCUGGAGUGCUCAAAUACACUGGAAGCGUGAACGCAAGUUUACUAGUCUGGACUGCUUCCGGUCUUUUCUCCAUGGUUGGCGCUUAUUGCUACGCUGAGCUGGGAUGUAUGAUAAAAAAAUCCGGUGCCGAUUACGCCUACAUCAUGCAGACUUUUGGCCCGUUCUUGGCCUUCGUUAGACUCUGGAUCGAGUGCAUGAUCGUCAGGCCUUGCAGCCAGGCUAUAGUGGCCCUGACCUUCAGCACUUACGUCCUGAAGCCCAUAUUUCCGGACUGUGAUGCACCGGCCGAUGCAGCUCGCCUGCUCGCAGUGUGCUGCAUCUGUGUCCUGGCCUUCAUAAAUUGCUGGGACGUUCAAUGGGCAACGAGAGUUCAGGACAUCUUCACGUACGCGAAGCUCUUGGCCUUGUUCAUAAUUAUCGUCACUGGAUUCUGGCAGCUGUGCAACGGAAAAACGGAGUACUUCACUUUCGAGGAUACGAAGAUGGAAGUUACAUCGAUAGCUCAGAGCUUCUACCAGGGACUCUUCGCAUACAACGGAUGGAACUACCUCAAUUUCAUCAUCGAAGAGCUCAAGGAUCCGGUGAAGAAUCUACCCAGAGCCAUUGGAAUUUCCUGUACUCUAGUCACAAUCGUCUACGUUUUCGCCAAUGUUGCUUUCUACACUACUCUUAGUCCCGACGAAGUUCUUGGCAGCGGAGCUGUAGCAGUUACAUUUGCCAAUCGGCUCUUUGGCGUGAUGGCAUGGACCAUACCAGUCUUCGUUGCUUUAUCCACCUUCGGAGCUGUCAAUGGUAUUCUGCUAACAUCGUCGAGGUUGUUCUACGCCGGUGCCUGCGAAGGACAGAUGCCAGAAGUUCUGACAAUGAUACAAAUAUCCAGGUUGACUCCUACCCCAGCUGUUUUGUGCAUGGCUCUAUUGUCGAUGGUCUAUCUCUCCUCGUCCAAUAUCUUCAAACUUAUAAGUUACGUGGGAUUCGCCACCUGGAUGAGUAUAGGUGCGUCGGUGCUUUGCGUGCCUUGGCUUAGGUGGGCGCAGCCUAAUCUUCCGAGGCCAAUAAAAGUGAAUCUCAUUUUCCCCGUUGUGUACAUAAUCGCCACGCUCUUCAUCACCCUCGUUCCCAUGUAUGCUGAGCCAAUGGAGACAGCGUACGGUUGUCUCAUGAUCUUGUCAUCAGUACCUGUUUACUUUUUCUUUAUCGCCUGGAAAAACAAACCCAAGUCAUUCACCAAGACAGUAGGAGCCUUCACCCAAAGUAUGCAGAAGCUGAUGAUGGUUGUCCGACCAAAGACAAAUUAAGUAAGCACAACGAGGUUCCUGCAGAAGAUAAUGCUGGUAGUUGGAAAAUCGAAACCCGCUCAGGUUUAACGGCCUCAAUUUAAAUGAAAUUAAACGAAAGUUCAUUUAUAGUAUUUCUAGCAUACCAUGACGGCAACGAUAACGCGUGAGGUGAGAAGAAAAAAAAACAAGAAAAGAAAGAAAAAAAAAAAAAUAAAAAUAAAAUAAAUAAAUAAAUAAAUAAAUACGGCGCCCAAGUGCAACGAGCAGCCACAUUGAAAUUGGGUGCCUGACGAACCGCACGGUCAACCAUAUUGCAAUAACGAUCCGAACAGUGUAAUUAUUUGUCCGUUCCAAGUGACGUAUAUGACUUAUUUUUGAUUGAAGAAAAUGGAUUUUUUUUUUUUUUAUACAUGUUUCUUCAAUUUCUUUUUCUCUUAUCCGCGUUCCACGAUGCACCUUUCACGCAUGAUUACUUUUACUGUAACUAUAAUUAAUUUAUACACAAAUAUUGACGUAGUUUUUUUUUUUUUUUCUAUUUAGGAUUAUUUUGUAUUAUAUAUUACGUCGUAUUGUAUGUAUGAAAAAGAAAAAAAAGGGCUAAUCUCGCUUUGCGUUACAUUAUUAUUACAUAUUAUCAUAUUGUAAGGUAUUUCGGUUGACCCGGUAAAUAUGAUAUAUAAUAUUAUACAUACAUUCGUACAUACACACACACACAUAUAUAUAUAUAAUAUAUAAUAUAUAUAUAACUAUAAGGAAAACGCGUAUACAUAUUAUGCAUAACCCUACGUGUUGAAUGAUAUUGUUACUUAUGUGAAUUCUGUAUAAUUGAUUGAUGUAAUGGGACUUUGAUGAUUCGUUGGGUGAAAAAAAUGUUCAUUCCACAGAUGUAUCAAAUUCAUCGACGCGGUAUCUUUAGCAUACAAUUGCGGAAUCACUUUGCACAUGUUCGACUGUAUAUCCGUAUAAAGUUAGAUAUUAUCAUUGUUCGAAAUGUUCUUCUUGUAAUUGUCAAGAUAUUCGAGAGGGGAGAAGUUUUUUUUUAUAUUUAUUCAUUCUUUAUUUUCCGCAAAAUGUUUCAAAAUAAUUGACUCGGAAAUCGGACUCAAUGCUAUAACUCAACAUUUGCCAAAUAUUUCAAAUCCAAAAUUGCUAGAGUUUAAUUCGUAGUAAAACAUGUUGAUUUACGAUUUCGUUCAAGGAAACGAUAUCUUUGAGAAUUCGUUUUUAAAAACUUGUAACGCCUGAUUCUUUUUUUUUUUUUUUUUUCUCUUUUAAAUCGCUGAGUAAAAAUAAAUUGAAACGAUUGAUAAAAAUAUUUACUCGUGUAAGAAAGUGUUGAGAAAUUUUCAAGACCCGAUACAAUACGUUUUGCUAACGAUUGGGAAAAGGCAUCGUUAAAAUAUAACACUUGUAUCCGCUUGCAACUUAGACUAGGUAAAUUAUUCGUAUAAAUUACGAGUCCUAUUAGACCGAAUGAAUACUCGAACCAACCACUCGAAAUAUUAUUUUAAUGAAAAUACUGUAACAAACUGAUCUGAACGACGUCUUAAAUGGCAUAGAUAAAAGCGAAUCAAUAAUAGGGCAGCGAAUCGAUUAUUGCAUAAUAUUGUUAAUAUUAUUGUCCAAGGAACGUGAAAAAAGAUCUAGAGCCCUUAUUCCUUUUUUAAUGUACAUAUAUAUUUGAAAUAUUUUUCAUUACGACGAUAUUGCAAUAUUUCGUCGAUUUUGCUCAGUAGACUAUUGAUUAAAACAAAUUAACGCAAGACUAAUAUUAAAUAAGCUUCUUUUCGUCGUAUCUCAGAUCGAAGUUUAUUAUUGAAUUCAACUCGAUAUGAUAAUCAGCCAGAAAAAAAAAAAAAAAAAAUGAUACUAUCGGUGACUUUUGAUGAUAAUUUUUCCUUGCUUCUACACGUCUGCGGUUCUAUGUUCCUAGUUAAUUUCCUUUUCACGCAUAAUUUAAUAACAACGAUAAGUUAAAUAAAGCCGGGUAAACUGUUCCUUUUUUUUUAAUUUUUUUUUUUUUUUUCUUUCUCACAUUUAUCUCCCAUCUUCAAUCUCACGCAUUCCUCUGAAUUUUAUUUUGUCAUUGUAUAAAUAUAUUAACGAAAGUAGAAAGAGAGAGAGAAUAAAAAAAAAAAAGAAAAGAAAAGAAAAAUAGAGGUUAUAAUAUACUUAUAAUUAAAAACAGCUGACGCGAUUUAUUGUUCGCGCGUUACCAUCGAUUCAAAAUGAUCACAGCAUGACGGAGUGAUUGAAAUAUAUUUAUGCAUGAACACGAUUAAAUUUAAAUGUUCAAUAUUACACGAAGAAUCAAAGUACAAGGGUGUACAAAAUCGUUAUCAACUCGUAGAAACGAGGGUAAAAGAAAUUGCUAAGAAAAUAAAACAAAAAUGACAAAGAACGAGGAAAAAAUAUAUAAAACUAUUGUAACAAUAAUAAUAAUAUAUUUAAACGCGGAAUUUUAAUUUUCGCAAUUUCGAUGCAGAUAUCACGCUAUCGUGUUACAACUACACACAUAUCUUACGUAGAUGAAUCAAUAAAUUAUGACCAAAAAUUUGUACACAGGGUGACCUGCUAGUGUCGGAUGUAGAAAAAAAAAAAAAAAAAAAAAAAAAAAAAAAAAAAAAAAAAAAACGAGAGUUCGGCUGUCCUAGUAAUAUUAUUACAAACAUACGGAGUCCUUGUACUAUUACUAUUAUUAUUGUUGUUGUUGUUAAUAUUAUUAUUAUUAUUAUUAUUAUUGAUAUCGACUAAAAAGUUCAUUAGAUGACAGACGAGGAUUUUAAUUUAUCACCAUAUAUUAUUAUAACUAUCAUUACUACUCUACGUAUAGUUGAGCGUUUUUAAGAAUAUAGAUUUUUCAAAAUAAUCGAGCAAUCGAACUUCGAUCAAUACGGUUAUAGAAAUGAUGUAAGCGUAUAGGGGUAAAAAAAAAAAAAUUACAUCGAUUGCAACGAUUCGCAACACAAAUAAUAACUAAAUAUGAUUGCGUGUAAAGUACAAAUUUGU
Molecule: messenger RNA, 4722 nt
Organism: Neodiprion virginianus
Lineage: Eukaryota; Metazoa; Arthropoda; Insecta; Hymenoptera; Diprionidae
Product: Y+L amino acid transporter 2
Exons: 12
Coding region: 262-1731 (489 amino acids)
Biological process (GO): amino acid transmembrane transport
Cellular component (GO): membrane
Molecular function (GO): L-amino acid transmembrane transporter activity
Source: RefSeq, a predicted model, not a curated record